Molecule: messenger RNA, 375 nt
Organism: Colletes gigas
Lineage: Eukaryota; Metazoa; Arthropoda; Insecta; Hymenoptera; Colletidae
Exons: 2
Coding region: 1-375 (124 amino acids)
Source: RefSeq, a predicted model, not a curated record
AUGCCGUGUACUGAAGACGAGUGGAGGAAGGUAGCUAAGGAGUUUGAAAACUCCUGGAAUUAUCCACACUGUAUUGAAGCUUGUGACGGAAAACACAUUGUAAUUCAAAGCCCAAAAAACAGUGGCAGCAUGUUUUUUAAUUACAAAGGAACAUUCAGCAUUGUCCUACCGAUCGUCAUCCUGCGUCGCAACACCUUGCAAGUUCAUAUUAUGAAACCUUUUUCUGGUUAUCAGGAAAAAAGCUCUUCGAAAAGAAUAUACAAUUAUAGACAUUCUCUUGCUCGUAGAGUAGUGGAAAACGCUUUUGGCUUAUUAGCAUCAGUGUUUCGUGUGUUCAGAAAACCACUUAUGUUAAAUGUGGAAAUGCUGAGAUAA